AUGGAAGUCCCGGACCUCGAUAGUAGUACCGAAUACGACAGCAGCACCAUCUCCCGAACCACGUCGCAGUCUUCCCGAGCCACCGCGCAGUCGCCGAGCCUCCAGGCUCGGCGGUCGGGACCAGCACCGUCCAGAGGCUUGGGAGGAGCGAUGGGACAGCUGGCAGGAACGCCGCCAGUAAAGGACCUGCUAGACGUGUUCAUUGACGAGGUGGAGAGUUCGCACAAGCGAAAGUCCAAGGGCAAGACGCACAGACUCAAGGGGUCAGCGGGAAAAUCUGGGACAGCGGGGGAGGUUGGGGCAGGGGGGAAGGCUGGGGCAGCGGAAGAGGCUGCGGCAAACGGGGGGACUGGGCCAGAAGGAACGUUAGGGGCCGCAGGAGUUGGGGCAGCAGAUAUUGGGGCGUUGAGAGGAGGGGAGGAGAUGGUAGGAGAAACAGCGGGGACGUCCCAGCGUGAGGAGGAAGAGGGGGGAGCAACAGACGGGCGGAUGGUAGGAGAGGUGGAGGAUGGUUUGGGACGGAGAGAGAAGGGCGGAGAUAUGACGUGCUUAGUAGAUGAGUGCUCGAUCUCAGCACCAUCUAUAGCAACAGCAACAGCAACAGCAACAGCAACAGCAGCAACAGCAGUGCAACACUCAUCGCCUCCACCUGCAGAGACAGAAAUGCCGAAUAGGCCAGCUUGCGAGAUGGAAAGACUAGCUGGCGCCACGUCAGAUGCCACGUCAGGUCUUCACCCGGAGAGCUCAAGCACAGGGGGUCCAACCCCCCCUGUCCACAGUGACCCGGCGACAGCCUGGUCAGCAGAUUCAGUGCAUCAAGACAAUCCCACGGGCGGCUCGGGGAAGGCUGACAAUCCCGAGGCUGGCUCAGGGGAGGCUGAAAAUUCCGGAGCUGCACAACAGGAUACAGGGGAACCAGCAGGCUUAGGUUCGGGACUUACGGACCGGGCUGGGAGAUUCGAUGGUGUGGUCCAGGGCAGAGGUGGUGUGGUCCGAACCUGGGAGCUCGAUCCGGAGCGCCGAGCCAAGAGCUGGCGAAGAGACGUGGAGGCACAGUCGGCUAGGGGUGAAAAGAAGAGAAGAGGCUCAGAGACACAGGUAACAGGUCCGGAAGCAACAGGUGCGGGUAAUGGGGGGAGAGAAGAGGGGGAGAAUGCAGGGGCUCAAUCUGUAAGCAGAGGAUCAACGGCUGUGAUUGACUCUGGUGCGGAGGCAGGUAAUGAGGCGUGCCAGAUGGAGGGGCGCGUAAGUGCGUCUGCUGAUGCAGGCGGAAGGGAGGGCGAAGAAAUUCACGUGAAUACUGAGGCUCCUCUAAUGGCGUCUGAUGGGGGUGGUGGUGGCGGAACCUACCUGUUUGCAAUGAAGCUGCGACGAGUGAGGAGCUCAGGAGACGUCACUGAAGGGGACGUUUCUAAAGGGGAUGUUGCUUCUAACGGGGAUGCUUCUACUGGAGAUGCUUCUAGUGGGGUUGUUAGCAGCGGCGCUGCAUCUGGGAGUGCUGGGUUGAAAGGCAGGCAGGAGGGGAAGGGGAGUCUGUUGAGUGUGAUGGAGCAUGGGAGCGAUGAUGGUGUGGUGCAGAGGGAUGGUGGUGUGGUGCAGAGGGAUGGUGCUGUUAAGGUGCAGAGGAAGAGAAUGUUGGGAAGUGAGCAGGUGGCAGAGGAAGGGGAUGAGAGGGAGGGGGUUCAGAGCGAUGCAGGGCAGAGGGGCGGAAGGGAGACUGGUUCAGAGGCCGUGGAGAAUGGAGGUGGUGGUGUAGGUGAUAAUGGGGAUGUGAUGCUUCCCGGCAGCUUCUUGUGCUUCGUCAGGAGUGCUGACCAGCCUGGCGCGAAAUUCAGUGCAGGGUGGGGGGGGAGUGCUACUCCUUCUCCUGCUUCUGCUGCUACUGCUGCUACUGCUGCUACUGCUGCUGCUGCUGCUACUGCUGCUACUGCUGCUACUGCUGCUACUGCUGCUACUGCUGCUGCUGCUGCUACUGCUGCUGCUGCUGCUACUGCUGCUACUGCUGCUGCUGCUGCUACUGCUGCUGCUGCUGCUACUGCUGCUACUGCUGCUGGUGCUAGGUCUGGAGCACGGUCAACAGGAAAGCAUCACCGCAAGUCGUUAUCCUCUUCAUCCUCUUCAUCCUCUUCUAAGCCAUCCUCGUUAAGAGUGCCUUCACUGAAAUCCCCUUCUCCCGAACAACCGUCUCCAAUAGCUUUUCUACCAACGCCCUUCUCGUUAGAAGCCCUAUCACCGAAGGCACCCUUGUCUCGAGCUCCCCCCACGCUAUCCCUCCCCCCUGCUUCUCCCAGGUCCCCCUCCCUCCCCCCACUGUCCCCCUCAGGUCUCUCCGCCACCCUUCCCCCAGCUUCCCCCAGGUCCCCCUCCCUCGCUCCCGCUUCCCCUUCUGGUCUCUCCGCCAACCUCCCCCCAGCUUCCCCCAGAUCCCCCUCCCUCCCCCGCCCUCUAGCCUCCUCACCCCAGGCCUCAUCAGCCAAAGGGGGCGUGUCUGUAAUCCUGCCCACAGCCCCAGUCCCAACCUCCCCUAAGUCUAUUUCCCCCAAGCCCGCCUCCCCCAAGCCCGCCUCCCCCAAGCCCGCCUCCCCCAAGCCCGCCUCCCCCAAGCCCACCUCCCCCACGCCCGCCUCACCCAAGCCCACCUCCCCCAAGCCUACAUCCCCUAAGCCUGCUGCCUCUGCUGCCUCCUCUGCGCCUGCCGCCCCCGCUGCAUCCACUGGUGGUUCUCAGCAGCAAAAAACAGACACAGCGCUUCUCCUCUCUCUUGAAGCACCUCAGAACUCACCUGCUGCCCCUGCUGCCUCCUCUGCUGCUGCUGCUGCUGCUGCCGCUGCUGCCGCCGCUGCUGCUGUCACUGCCUCUGCCGACGAAGACGCCCUUCUCUUGUCUCGACUCGGAUCCCCUCGCAUCGUGCUACCCAGCCGCAUACAGUCACACUCGUUUAAUAAACUGCAGGUAGAUUUAGCAAUCGUCACCACUGUAGCAGAUUUCAUCGGAUUUGAUUUGUUCGGGGACGGGGAGGAGGAGGGGGAAGGUGCGUCUGGGGAAGGUGAGUCUGGGGCAGGUGGGAUGGAUCCGUGGGGUAUGGUUGCUGCUGUGGGUGGAUCGCUCUGGCCUAUGAGUGACUGUAUGGAGGGGGAAGAAGCGGCAGGGGUUGGUAAGGUGCAAUUGAAUGCAGCAGAGGUGCUUGUGGUUGAUUCCGCGGAGAGUGACUGUAUGGAGGGGGAAGAGGCGGCACAGGAGGUGCUAGAUGAUACGGCAGGUGUGCGAGAGGUGAAUGGGGAGGAUGUGACUAAAAAGGAUGUGAAUGGGGAGGAUGUGACUAAAAAGGAUGUGAAUGGGGAGGAUGUGAUUGGAGUGAAUGUCACUGUAACGGCAGCUGGAGGGGUGAGGGAAAGCAGAGGGCAGACAGAUGUGACUGUAGAAAAUGUGACUGCGGCUGAGGAAGUGUCUGGUGGCGAUGUGACUUUAAAGGGGGUGGGCAGCGAGAAGGUGCAUAUAAGGGAGGUGAUUAUAGCAGCCUCUGAACUGUGGAGGGACGUAAUUGACCACCGGGAGGAUGUUGAGAUGGCUAUAGAGGGGGCAUUGGUGGAUAGGGUUACCGCACAGAGCGAGGUGACAGUAACGGGUGUGACUGUAGUGGCGAAUCUGGUGUUUCUUGCUGAGCAGCAUCUGCUGCUGCUGAGACAGCACGCAGAGGGAGAACGAAUUGGGGAGGAGGGUGUGACUGUGGGCGAUGUGACUGUAGGCGAUGUGACUGUAGUAGGUGGUGUGACAGUAAGCGGUGUGACUGCUGGCGGUGUGGUAGCAGAAGGCCCACGAGAAAGUGCAGGGCGGUUGGAGGUUCUGCUUCUGCUGCUGGUGGGUAUUCUGAGAGUGAUGGAGGCGAGGAGGAGGAGAGGUGUGGAGAGAGGGGGGGAUGUGAGGGAAGAGGGAAAGAUGGAGGGAGUGGGUGCUGAAAAUAAAGAGGCCGAGGAAGAGGAAGGAGAAGAGGAGCAAGAAGAGGAUGAGGAGGUAAGGAAUGGGGAGGAAGGAGGGGAAGAAGAGGAAAGAGAGCAGGACGGGGAGGAGGAAGGGGGGGAGGAGAGGGAGGAGGAGAGGCGGAGUGAGGCAGAGCUGUGGGAUCGAAGCAGAAAGCUGCUUGAAGCUGCCUCAGAGCAUGCGGCCCUGCUGGUGGAUCGCUGCCUGUCUCUUGCAGAUCAGCACACAGAGAAUGCGGGGUCAGCAGCAGGGGAUGGCUUCUGUGUUCUGUCUAAUUGA
Messenger RNA from Closterium sp. Yama58-4, 4257 nucleotides. The record is from the annotation of a GenBank genome assembly. NCBI's taxonomy places the organism in Eukaryota, Viridiplantae, Streptophyta, Zygnematophyceae, Desmidiales, Closteriaceae.